CAAACUGAUGUUGAAGAAGGGCGAUAUUAGUCCAAAUGCGUCAGAGUCAGAGCUGACCCUACUAGAGUACGACAAAUGAGGCGGACAUUUGGAUAUGCUCCCAGUGCGUGAGUUGGAAGGAGUUUGUAGCUACGAGUAGCUAGACUCUCUCAUGCUUUGUGUAUUUGCAGUGAGCGGGCGCACAAGUCUACGAUGGGUAUCCUUUUGUGUGUGUGUGUGUGUGUGUGUGUGUGUGUGUGUGUGUGUGUGUGUGUGUGUGUGUGUGUGUUUGUAUUUGUCAGUCUUAGAAUUGUUCCAUACCUCUUGAUUCUGGAUUCGUUUCCAUCAUUGGGUGAGUUCUUUAUUGACAGCAUCUCGUGUAUCGUCUACUGCGCUAUGCUAUAGUAGUUCUUCCUGGGUACAAUGUAAGUAUAC
Messenger RNA from Alternaria alternata, 414 nucleotides. RefSeq lists its product as hypothetical. Bases 193 to 384 code for a protein of 63 amino acids. The record is from RefSeq and is a predicted model, not a curated record. Lineage: Eukaryota; Fungi; Ascomycota; Dothideomycetes; Pleosporales; Pleosporaceae. The transcript has a single exon.